AUGGCUGACAACCCAGUUUGGAAGGCAUGCAAGCCCUUCGCCACCGGCUCGCUGUCGGGGAUGUUCGCGACCUGCUGUAUCCAGCCCAUCGACAUGGUCAAGGUGCGCAUUCAGCUCACAGCAGGCACCGCUGAAGCUGCAGGCCCUAUGACCAUUGUCUCAUCGAUGCUGAAGAAUGAGGGCAUUGGUGCCUUCUACACCGGUUUGACCGCAGGACUGACUCGUCAGGUGGUUUACACCGGAGCACGUUUGGGGCUCUUCGACCAGUUCACAGGCAUGGUCAAGAAGCCUGGUAAGUCGCUCUCCGUGGUGGAGAACGGUGGUUGUGCGCUGGCGGCGGGCGGUUUGGCCGCCUUGAUCGGGAACCCGGCGGACUUGGCGCUGAUCCGGAUGCAGGCCGACAGCAUGAAGCCAGUGGCUGAGAGAGCCGGAUACAGCAACGUCUUCACCACCAUGGGAAAGAUCGUGGCCAGUGAAGGGCCUCUGGGCUUGAUGGCCGGCGCGGCGCCCACGGCCACUCGUGCCAUAGAUGCAGCGAGGACCAGCCCGCCGUUCCGAGGUGCCAUGGCUCUCAACUUGGGAAUGUUGGCCGGCAAUUCCAUCGCCAAGGACAACCUUGCGAGCUUUGGAGUCACUGGUGGUCCUCUGGUCUUUGGUGCCUCCGCGAUUGCGGGCUUCUUCGCGUCCUUCUUCUCCUUGCCCUUUGAUUUCGUGAAGACACAGAUGCAGAAGCAGAAGAAGGAUCCUGUGACAGGUGAGCUGCCUUACAAGAGCUCCAUCGACUGUGCCACGAAGAUCAUGGCAGAGGGUGGCCCCUUGCGCUUCUACGCCGGCUUCCCCACCUACUACGUGCGCAUUGCGCCCCACGCCAUGCUCACCUUGAUCGCACAAGACUUCAUCAAGAAGAGUUGCUCGGCUGACCAAAGACUCAACAUCCAGGACAUGUAUGGAAUUGCUCAGGAGUGAAGGGCACUGUCCGCCAAUCUCCGCCAAGCGGCAUACUCCAGGUCCACUCAGUUCAUGAAAUCUCGCUCUCAGGCUCUGUGGGUUGAUGCCGCUUUUUUUGACUCCAGCCCUUUCUCCAAAACUCAUCUCAUGGGUUGAGGGCCUGCAGGGCUCCGCUCGGGGUUCACGGAGUUUCAUGGCACCCAGCGAGACGCCGUGUUCCCCACGAAUCGCCCGCAGCCGAU
Durusdinium trenchii is the source of this 1190-nucleotide messenger RNA. Lineage: Eukaryota; Dinophyceae; Suessiales; Symbiodiniaceae. The record is from the annotation of a GenBank genome assembly.